AUGUCAGACGGAAACGAUAACGCGACGACCACCGCGAGCAACGCGAAGUUCUGUAAAAAGUGCGAUCGUACCGAUGUGCAGGAAGGUAUGGUGUGUUGUGACGUGUGCGAUUCGUGGGUACACUUCCAUUGCGCGGGUGUGAACGAAUCGAUUGCGGAGCCAGAGAAAAGCUGGAAGUGCAGUGAUUGCAUAGCAAACUCGGAGGUUGGAUCGAAGUCGGCUGUGUCGUUCAACGAGUCGUCAGUCAGUAAGAGUAGCCGGGUGUCCCAGAAAUUGCAGCUCAGCUUGCAACUGCUAGAGGAGCAGCGGAAGUUAAAGAAGAAGCGCGCGGAAGAAGAGCUGCGUGCGCGGAAGCAGGAAGAGGAGGCUAAGUUGAAGGAGAUAGAGGAGGAGCAGGAGUACUUGAAAGAAAAGUACAAGUUGAUGGCGCAGAUAGAAGACGAAAAGGAGUCGUGCAGUAGGAAGAGCGGAGUUAGCGUAAAAAGUAAACGCGAACGGAUGGAGAAGUGGAUCGCCAAAGACGUUCAAAGGGACGGAAUUGGACAGUCGAAGCCAUCUAUAUCCGGACAGAAAGCUACCCUACCAGUUGCCGCCGUUAGUAAGGUGAAUCCUGUAACUACUGCGUUGCCAUCGACCACAGUUUGUUCGAUUGUAGGAACCUCCUCCCAGAUGAUUGCGCUGAAUCAGGGUAUGCUGUAUCCGGAUCUAACGAUCCCCGUUCCCGGUGGUAACGUCACAGCUUUGGCGAAGUCAUACGAAGCUUUAGCCGUUACAUCGAUGCCCGGAAGCUCCUCAACCUGUAUAUCUGCGAUCUCAACAGUUCCAGUGGCGGUAGUAGCAACAACUGGUGAAAGUAUAGUAACGUUCGCGGUUGCUGCCCCGAUCGUUUCUACGACGAUAGUGUCGUCUGUACCAGCGGUGCCAAUGAAUCCUACUUCUGCGUUGAUCGGUGUCCAAAAUGUUUCUGGUCAUCUAGGUACGGCACCAGUUUAUUCGAAUUCUGUAAUGAAUGCCAUCUCAGAUGGGUUGAUUCCGGCAAUUCCGUACGGGCCGAGCGUUACUUAUGCUACUACUAGUCAAUUGUCUCAUUUGCCGAAUGCAGACCCGUACUCUUAUUCUGCAACAGGUGUAGUCUCGAAAGCACCUGGGCUGCUUCCACAUGGUUUGACUGGUAGUUUUGUAUCUCAACCGUCGUUGCAAGUACCGAACCCAACUUCGACUUAUAGAGCGCCUAUGUUAUUCGGAUAUCCAUCGUUGUCCUCAAUGGUUGGCAUUGCAAGCGAUCCGAAUGUUCAUUCUGGACAUUCAGCUCCAUUUCAGUAUCCAGGAACGGCAAUUUCGUCUUCAGUAGUUCCAGUAAUACCAGCAGUAGGUGAUGCUAGAACCAAUCCGUCGAUCAGUGGGAUAGGACCAACUAGCGCCCAGUUGGCGGCUAGGCAAGUCAUGCCGCGGGAGUUGCCGAAGUUUAGCGGGGAUCCCGAAGAGUGGCCUAUGUUUUACAGUUCGUUUAAGAACACGACGGAAGUCUGCGGGUACACGGAUGCUGAGAAUUUAGCUCGGCUGCAGCGUAGUUUAGUGGGUGCGGCAUUGGAAGCAGUUAAAAGUCGUCUGCUCUUGCCCGCAUCCGUUCCAUACGUAAUGGCAACGCUACAGAAGCUCUACGGAAGGCCCGAGAUACUGAUCAGUUCAUUGCUGAAGAAGGUCAGGAAUGCUCCUCCGCCGAAGUCGGAAAACCUGAGCAGCAUAGUCGCUUACGGUUUAGUAAUUCAAAAUCUCGUUGAUCACAUUGUCUUGACCGACCAGCAAGCGCACUUGUCCAACCCGAUGCUGCUUCAGGAGUUGAUAGAGAAGCUACCUUCUCCGUUGAAGAUGCAGUGGGCAUCCUUCAAGCAAGGAUUUGUGCACGUCAAUCUGGCGACGUUCAAUGGGUUUAUGUCAGAGUUAGUGAAUCUUGCUGCUGAGUUGUGCGUUGGAGGAGAUUCAGUUCAAAAUUACGCCCAGCAGCCGAAGGUGGAGAAAAAGCACAAGGAAAAGUUGUUCACACACGCGAUUCAGUCGGCGAGUACCGUGAGAAAGGAGAGUUCAGCCGAAGAAUCUAUCUCGAAAGCCUGUUCCUACUGUGGCAAAGACAGCCAUCAGAUCAUCGAUUGCUACAACUUCAAGUCGUUGGACAUUGCAGGUCGGUGGAAGGCAAUGCGGCAGAAGAAUUUGUGCAGAUUGUGCCUGAUACCGCAUCGGAAAUGGCCGUGCCGUUCGAAAAAAGAAUGCGGAGUAGAUGGAUGCCGUAUACACCAUCACAUGCUGUUGCAUAGUAGCCGGAGUGACGCAGCAGACGGCGCGAGAUCUAAUGAAACCGUUCAUCAUAAUCAUCACCAAACGAAGUCGUUUUCCCUGUUUCGGUAUCUACCAGUCACGCUGUAUGGAGAUGGGACGCAAGUCGAAACGUUCGUGUUUUUAGACGACGGAUCGUCAUCGACGUUGCUGGAAGAAGGAAUCGCUGCGCAGUUGGGCAUCGAAGGUACGCCUGACGAUCUUUUGUUGAGUUGGACGGGAAAGAUCAGCAGACACGAGAAGACUUCCAGGCGCUUAAGCGUGAAAAUAUCCGGUUCCAGUGAGAAAAUAUUUCAACUGGGCAACGUGCGGACGGUGCGGGACCUGGGACUUCCCAGUCAAACAAUGAAUUACGCUGAGCUGUCGAAUAAUUUCCCGCAUCUGCAGGGACUUCCAGUGGCAAGUUACGCUAGCGCUAAACCAGGCAUGAUCGUCGGUUUAGAGCAUGUGCAUCUGCUAACCAGUCUGAAGACGCGCGAGGGCCUUAGCAAUGAGCCAGUCGCAACUAAAACUAGGCUGGGGUGGUGCGUAUACGGAAGAAACUCCGGAAAUAAGGAACCUGUUGAACAAUUGCAUGUUCACACCUGCGAAGAAAUGACUAAUAUCGACCUGCACGAGUCAAUGCGGAAGUUUUUCGCCGUGGAGGAUGCCGUGGUGACGAAACAGCUCGAAGCUGAGGAAGACAAGCGAGCACGCAGCAUCCUAGAAUCGACAACGAUACGGAAAGGAGCUCGUAUGGAAACGGGCCUGCUCUGGCGAAGUGAAAAUGUUAACUUCCCCGAUAGCUUCCCAAUGGCAGUUAGCAGGUUGAGAGGUUUGGAGAAACGGCUCGCAAAAGAUCCGGAGUUGCGCAGAAGGGUUAAUGAGCAAAUCGAAAGUUUCGAACAGAAGCAGUAUGUCCGUAAGGUGUCAGCGGAUGAGCUGACUAACAUCAACUCGCAACGAGUGUGGUACCUCCCGUUAGGAGUGGUGACAAAUCCCAAGAAACCGAACAAAAUCCGAAUGGUUUGGGAUGCCGCGGCGAAAGCAGGAGGUGUUUCCUUUAACGACAUGCUGUUGAAAGGUCCGGAUCUCCUCGUUUCACUUGUAGAAGUUCUGUUGCGGUUUAGAGAAGGCAAAUACGCAGUAUGCUCCGAUAUUCGGGAAAUGUUCCUGAGAAUUCUCAUUCGUGAGGCGGAUAAGUGGUCGCAGUGCUUUCUAUGGCGCGCCAAUUCAGAGGAUGAGGUCCAGGUCUACGUGGUCAACGUGGCAAUGUUCGGGGCCACAUGCUCUCCGUGCACGGCACAGUACGUAAAAAACAGAAACGCUUUAGACUAUGCAGAUCUAUACCCCAGGGCAGUAAACGCAAUAAUCAAAGACCACUACGUGGAUGAUUUCCUCAGCAGUGUCGACUCGGUAGAAGAAGCCGUACAGCUUGUCCAACAAGUAAAACGGAUUCACGCCGCAGCAGGGUUUGAGUUCGGGAAAGUUCUGUCCAACUCGCAGGAUGUACUCGAUCUCUUAGGAGAGACUGGAUCACCAGACAGUAAAUCACUGGCCUUCGAAAAGGAAAAGCUACACGAACGCGUUCUAGGUGUGGUGUGGGUACCUGCAGCGGAUCAUUUCACUUUUGAUCAGCCAGAGUUAGAAGAAGCGUUAAACAAUGAAACAGUCCCAACAAAACGGCAAGUUCUACGAACCGUGAUGAAGUUGUACGAUCCGCUGGGAUUUGUCGCGCACUUUGUAGUACAAGGCAAAGUUUUGAUGCAGGAGAUCUGGCGAACAGGUACUGGCUGGGACGAGCCCAUAGCAGAGCAUCUGUAUAAUCUAUGGAGUAGAUGGAUUGCACUGUACGUUGCGAUUGGCGAAGUAAAGGUGCCCCGUUGUUUCUUCGGACCUCUUCGACCAGAGGAAGUGAAUGAAAUUGAACUACAUGUGUUCACGGAUGCGAGCACAGCCGCUUGUUCUUGUGUAGCUUACUUAAGAAUGUCGGGUAAUGAAGGUGCCUGGUCCUCAUUGGUCGCGGCAAAAACAAAAGUAGCGCCGCUGCGAACGCUUUCAAUUCCUCGAUUGGAGCUGCAGGCUGCCAUGAUGGGAGCGCGCUUGAUACAAAAUAUUCGUUUGGCGCUCACCAUCAACAUUCAGAAGCGGUAUUUGUGGACAGACUCAGCUACAGUCUUGGCGUGGCUUCGUUCGGAUAACCGCCGUUAUCAUCAGUUCGUUUCAUUUCGAGUCGGUGAAAUUCUCUCGCUUACCAGCGUGGACGAAUGGUAUUACGUACCAUCGAAGCUCAAUGUGGCUGAUGAUGCCACAAAGUGGAACACCGGACCGUCGUUCGACCCGGAAAAUCGUUGGUUCCAAGGACCGACGUUUCUACGAGAAUCGAAAGAGCGGUGGCCUAAACAAUCAGUAGCGGUUGAUGAAGAAAAUGCUGCAUGCGAAGAACUUCGCAUGGUGGCCGUACACCAGCCGGUAGAACCCAUAGUUAACGUCGAACGUUUCUCGAACUGGAAUCGUCUAGUGCGUGCGAUGGCUUACGUGCACCGAGCAGUGAGAGUCUGGAAGCGAGCUUUGGGCGGAGAUUGUCGGCGGCAGAAUCUGGAUCAGUACGACUUCAUGAAAGCGGAGGUGACUUUAUGGCGCCAGGCUCAAGGGCAGAUGUAUUCGGCAGAGGUUGAUGAGUUGAAACAUGGUCGCAGUGUUGGGAGAAGCAGCUCGCUGCAUUCGCUAGUACCAUUCCUCGACGAAUGUGGUGUUGUUCGGGUAGGAAGUCGGAUUGGAAGUGCACAGCACAUUCCAUAUGCAACGAAAUAUCCUGUAGUUCUUCCCAGGGAUCAUCGUAUCACGUUUCUGUUAGUACAGUCGUUCCACCGACGGUUUUUGCACGCCAACGGCGAAACUGUCUGCAAUGAGCUACGGCAGGAAUUUUACAUACCCAAACUUCGGGUACUCGUGCGGAAAGUGGGAAGAAGCUGUCAGCAUUGUAAGGUCAAGAAAGCAGCCCCUGCCCCACCAUUGAUGGGAUCCUUACCGAGAGUUCGCCUAACACCGUUUAUUCGACCGUUCACGUACGUCGGAGUAGAUUACAUGGGACCCUUCGAAGUAAAAGUCGGGCGCAGCGUGACGAAGAGGUGGAUUUGUCUGUUCACAUGUCUAACGAUACGGGCCAUACAUCUCGAGCUGGCUCACAGUCUUUCGUCGAAAGCUUGCGUCAUGGCAUUCAGAAGAUUUGUUGCCAGACGGGGGGCGCCGUUGCAAGUAUUCUCGGACAAUGGCACAAACUUUGUGGGCGCCAACCGCCAAUUGUCAGAAGAAAAGCAGAAGAUCCAGCGAAUAGUCGAGGACUGUGCAGCUACAUUUACCAACGCAUAUACCCAGUGGCAUUUCAACGUUCCGGCAGCUCCGCACAUGGGAGGACCAUGGGAGCGAAUGGUUAAGUCCGUGAAGGCGGCGAUGAAGGCUGUGUCGGAGAGCCCGCGACUUCUCAGCGAUGAGGUGCUAGAAACGAUUAUGUUGGAGGCUGAAGCGAUUGUAAACUCGCGACCACUGACUUACGUUCCUCUGGAGCCAGCAGACGAUGAAGCUCUCACGCCAAAUCACUUCCUGCUGUACGGAUCGAUCGGUAUCAAGCAACCAGUGACUGGUAUGACUAGCGGAAACGUCCUACGAGACAGCUGGAAGCUAUCGCAGCAGAUCGUGGACAAUUUGUGGCGCAGAUGGGUGCGGGAAUAUCUUCCGACGUUAACGAGGCGCACAAAGUGGUUCGAAGCAGUAAAACCGCUGAAACCGGGCGAUCUAGUCAUAAUCGUCGACGAACAUGCUAGGAAUCAAUGGGAACGAGGGCGUAUACUCGAAAUCUUUCCGGAUAAGUCGGGUCAGGUGAGACGGGCUAUGGUGCAGACAAGUAGAGGAGUGUUCGCUAGGCCUGCCGUAAAGCUGGCGCUGUUGGAUGUGUCGGCCGGUGAAAAUACGGAGGUAGUUGCUUCGGAAACGGAAGUGGUUCACGGGUCGGGGGAUGUCGACGAGCCCCUCGUCACGGAGAAGUGA
Sabethes cyaneus is the source of this 6357-nucleotide messenger RNA. RefSeq lists its product as uncharacterized. The record is from RefSeq and is a predicted model, not a curated record. Gene Ontology annotation, biological process: DNA integration. Lineage: Eukaryota; Metazoa; Arthropoda; Insecta; Diptera; Culicidae. Bases 1 to 6357 code for a protein of 2118 amino acids. The transcript has a single exon. Gene Ontology annotation, molecular function: nucleic acid binding.